UUGUAAACAGAAAGCCAUGGCCGGUGUCCUCAUACGAAGGAAUUUUCGCCUAUUUUAUCCUACUGCGAUCAAAUACAGGCCUAAAACGACCUAUGUCGUAUUGCUCCCAGAAACUCCUGUAGAUACUGCCGAGGACAAUGCCCUCCUUCGUACAGAGGACUUGCCACAAUUCGAACAGCUCACCCCAGAGAAAUGCUGGACGGGCAUUGGCAAGCUGGCACUGGAGUACGAAUCUGGAGUUUGGGCAGUGGAGGAGAAAGCUAAAAAAAUGAAAGAACCUAAAACAUUCAAGAACAUAGUAGAAGAGUUAGACAAACUGGAGUCUCCUCUGAAUACGGCAUGGAGCACUGUGAAGACCUUGUACACAGUCAAGAAUAAUGAGAUGAAUACCAACACUUACCUGAAGAUUCACGAACGAGCACGUAAGGCUAGGGUGCAUAAAUUCCAGAGCCUUCCCAUCUAUGAGGCUUGUAAGGAUAUAUAUGUAAAUGACACAAAUCUAGAUGAGGCGCAGAGACGUGUUGUGCGUAAAUUUCUUCUCGAGGCGCGGUUGAAUGGGAUUGAAUUACCUGCUGAGAAAACCCCCCUAUUUGCAGAGACGUUAAAGAAACUAGAAGAUCAAAAAAAUGAAUUUAGGAAAAAAGUUGCAGAGUCAACAAAUAGGUUCUCAUAUAGGAUAAAUGAUCCCAGCCUUGUCAAAGAAUUCCCAGUUGAGCUCCUGAAGAACAUGGCAGUUAACAGGUCACGAUAUCACCAGGGGCCUUGGGAUAUUGUUCUUCAUCCACAUGUUUAUGACAGCUUUUUGGAGUAUUGCCCACUAACUGAUCUGCGGCGUAACACAUACAGGGCAUUCAACAUGAGGGCAUCAAACCAUAUUAGUAAAGAUGUAAACAACAGCCUUCAUCUGGAAGAAAUACGGUCAUUAAGGAGUGAACAAGCUAAGAUUUUAGGGUAUGAGAACUUUGCUCAGAUGUCCAUGGAGACCAAGAUGGCAGGAAGUGUAGAGAAUGUGAUGUCAAUGAUUACCAGCUUGUUAGCUAAAGCACGGAAGGCACAGGACAAAGAAAUAGCUAGUCUCCAAGAGUUUGCAGAAGGCAGAGGCUUUGAAGGGAAACUGGAGGCAUGGGAUGUGCCAUACUGGAGAAGGAAGCACAAGCGUCAUGUAUUCAACUUUGAUGAGGCUCAGCUCCAAGAAUAUUUCCCCUUUGAGCACGUGCUGGUGAAGCUUCUGGAGAUCAGUUCAGAGCUCUUUGGCAUAUCCUUCGAGGAAGUCCCAAGUGGAGAGGUUUCCACUUGGCACCCAGAUGUGCGGUUCUUCCAAGUAACAGAUGCUAAUGGGGAAUACCUUUCGUCCUUUUACCUGGACCCUUAUAGCAGACCUGGCGAGAAGCUUUACACUCGAAUUGGUUCUGCAUGGAUGCUUGGUUGCCGCAGUCGAUCUGAGGUUGCAGGGACGUCACCAAUUGCAAACUUAGUGUUCAACUUCAAGCCUCCUGCCUCUGAGGACCAACCUGUGUUACUUACCUUCAAUGAUGUUAAUUUACUGUUCCAAAAGUUUGGACAUGCUCUUCAACACCUGCUUACAAGGGUUCCUUACAGUGAAGCAUCAGGAUUAACUAACAUUGAAUGGGAUGCUGUAGAAGUGUGCUCAAACUUCAUGCAAAAUUGGCUGUACCAGCCAGAAGUUUUGGAGCGCGUAAGCUGCCACUACGACUCUGGCUUACCUCUAAGUGGGUCAAGCAUAAAGGAUAUCAUAGCUAGUCGCAACCACAUGGCAGGCUUCGACAUAUGUUCCGAACUCUACAUUGCUCAUCUUGAUAUUCAGCUUCAUUCAUGCAAAGACUUCUGGCUGGAUGUAUCCCGAGAGUUGUGGGACACGUACCGCCCCUUCGUCUUAGACAAGUAUGAUGCUCAUCCCUGCUCGAACACCACCAUCAUGGCUGACGUCUGGGCUGCUGCCUAUUACUCACACAUUUGGUCACGUAUGGUAGCGGCAGAUGCUUUCCAGGCAUUCAAGGAGUCGAGUGAAGAGCAUGAGGUUAUUGGAAAGAGGUUUUGUGAUACCUUCUUGGCGCUGGGUGGAGGCUGCCAUCCAGGUGAAGUUUUCCGCAGGUUCAGAGGCCGUGAUCCAUCACCAGAUGCCCUUCAGGUUCUCUCGGGAAUAGUUAAAAACAAAGGCGCUGUCUCAACUUAGCCAUAAAGGAAGCAGUUGUAAGAAAGACAUUUAAAAUUAGGUGUGAAGUAUGGAUCACACUGCAUCGACUUUUUAAUGUUCUUGUGAAUGGAAAAUAUGUAAUUUACAAUGUUGACAAAAUAGUAUGAAUAAAUGAAAAUAGUCUGGUACAUAAAUGGAACAGAUGUCAAACUUGCAAGAUGUGUUGUUUCCCAGAUUGCAUCUCCCAAUUUGAAUUUAAAUGUUAUCAAUAUCAUGGCAACAGAAACAAACCAAUUAUCUAGUUACUGAUGUCCUGUCCACACAAUAGAACAAUGCCUGGCAGACUUUGACUGUCGCACAGAGUUGCUUCUGUCUGUCAGGGUCAUCGAUUGAAACCUGGCAGGAAACAAUCAUACUACCAAGCUAACAGCCUUAUCUGGCGAUUUGAUUUGCCGAAACAGCAAGCAUAAGCAAGUGUCUGUCAGUCAGUGCUCAAUUUUGUGGGUGUUCUAUUUUUCCAGUUAGAUUUCCGUGUUUAUUAGAGCUUUGGAAUUGUAUAUAUGAUGUAUACUAUGAGAUGAUCUUAUCUUUCUACAUGGUUAUUGUCUGUAUUAUUUUGUAAAUAAAUUUACAAUUAAGUAAAUCUAAAUAAGUAUUGA
Penaeus indicus is the source of this 2814-nucleotide messenger RNA. Its product is annotated as oligopeptidase A-like. The transcript has 14 exons. The record is from RefSeq and is a predicted model, not a curated record. Gene Ontology annotation, molecular function: metalloendopeptidase activity. Gene Ontology annotation, biological process: proteolysis. The coding region runs from base 17 to 2194 and encodes 725 amino acids. Lineage: Eukaryota; Metazoa; Arthropoda; Malacostraca; Decapoda; Penaeidae.